CCCGCCAGAUCACGAUCAAGAAGGACCAGGUCAGAUCGGAAACUAGCGAACUGUACCAGAAUGCUGCACUGUAGGGAUUAGAACCGUAGGUUUACAACGACCGACACAGGUCACACUCGGACACACCGUAAACCUUCUCGUGGCAUUUUUGCCGGGAAGAAACCCGUCGCUCCGACCGUCGGCGAAUCGUUGUCUGAACGUGGUUUUCCCUCCCUCCCAACGCCGGACUCUUCCUGCGGUGUGAUUGUCGAGAGUUUUUGAAGUUGGAUGCGUUUCUUUGAAAUCUGGAAUUUGAGUUUCUGCGGGAGUGUUCUUGAGGAAGUGUUCUUUUUCUUUCCGGAGCUUGUUUUUGGGGAUUAGCUUGUUGGUGAUGGAGGUUCUUGAGCUUUGGAGGAAGAGGGCGGGAAGUAUUGAAUGGCGGUAGAGUAUAAAUGUUGCGGGUCGGAGUUUUUCAUUCACAUAGCAAUAAUUGUGUUAUUGGUUAUGUUUGCUGGCAUGAUGUCUGGGCUUACUUUGGGACUCAUGUCGAUGAGCCUCGUGGAUCUUGAAGUUCUGGCGAGGUCUGGAACCCCCAAAGAUCGAAAGCAUGCCGGAAAGAUAUUGCCAGUUGUCAAAAAGCAACAUUUAUUGCUUUGCACCCUCCUUAUUUGCAAUGCAGCUGCUAUGGAGGCACUUCCCAUUUUUCUCGAUGGCUUGGUUUCAGCUUGGGGUGCUAUUCUUAUUUCGGUCACACUGAUCCUACUGUUCGGUGAGAUUAUACCACAAUCUGUUUGUUCUCGAUAUGGUCUAGCUGUAGGAGCAGCCCUUGCUCCGUUUGUCCGCGUGCUUGUUUGGAUCUGCUAUCCAGUUGCAUAUCCCAUAAGCAAGCUACUAGACUUUCUCCUGGGCCAUGGGCAUGUAGCUCUUUUUCGCAGAGCUGAGUUAAAAACCCUUGUUGAUUUGCAUGGUAAUGAGGCUGGAAAAGGUGGUGAACUGACACAUGAUGAGACCACAAUCAUUGCAGGGGCACUUGAGCUCACUGAGAAAACGGCUAGUGAUGCCAUGACUCCCAUAUCCGAAACUUUUGCAGUUGAUAUCAAUGCCAAGCUGGACAGAAAAUUGAUGAAUUUAAUUUUGGAGAAUGGGCAUAGCCGAGUGCCAGUAUUUUAUGAGCAACCUACAAACAUAAUUGGACUUGUUCUGGUGAAGAAUUUAUUAACCAUUCACCCAGAAGAUGAUGUACCUGUAAAAAGUGUCACUAUUCGCCGGAUUCCGAGGGUUCCAGAGACUUUGCCCUUGUAUGACAUCUUGAAUGAGUUUCAAAAAGGUCACAGCCAUAUGGCUGUUGUAGUGAGGCAGUACAGUAAGGCUUUGGAGCAGCCUGCAACCAAGACCCCUGCUGAUGGUAAACAUGAACUUCACUCAAGAGAUGUUAGGGUAGACAUUGAUGGUGAAAAGAAUACCCAAGAGAAGAGUUUACAAGGAAAAAGAACACUCCAGAAGUGGAAGAGUUUUCCCAAUAGUGCAAGUAAUUCACAUAGGGGCACGUCUAGGAGUAAGAAGUGGACAAAGGACAUCUACUCGGAUAUAUUACAGAUUGAUGACAAACCACUUCCAAAGCUCCCAGAAGAAAAAGAAGCCGUGGGCAUAAUCACAAUGGAAGAUGUCAUUGAAGAGCUGUUGCAGGAGGAGAUCUUUGAUGAGACGGAUCAUUAUGAGGAGUCGUAGCCCUGGCUUUGCUGGAGCAUAGGGUGGUGCAUUACGGAUGAUCACAAAAAAAAUUGCUUCAUUUGUUUUAGAAUGUAGUGUGGGACCCAGGGAGAGUGAAAAUCCAACUCGAAGUUCAAUGGGAGACUUGGUACAACUGUUUUUUGUAUGUGUUAAGUGGUCGAGAAAUGGGGAGAGAAAUGUAUGUUUUCUUGUAUUCUGCCUUUAUUGAUCAUUUCUGUUGAGCCGUAUGAGAUGGAAAACAGAGAAAAAAUAGAGGGUAAAAGUUUUACAUCUUGAAUUGAGGGUAGAGUUGGCUCAAAGCUUGUUGCAAAAUUGUGGUCUGUUAAAAUUCCAAAUAUCUUUGUGAAUAAUGAGUAAAUUAGGAAAGUGGGUAAAUGUAGAAGAUUAUAUAUUAUUCUAUAGGAGAUUAUUUCCUUGUUUAGAAUA
Molecule: messenger RNA, 2136 nt
Organism: Malania oleifera
Lineage: Eukaryota; Viridiplantae; Streptophyta; Magnoliopsida; Santalales; Ximeniaceae
Product: DUF21 domain-containing protein At2g14520-like
Exons: 12
Coding region: 415-1707 (430 amino acids)
Biological process (GO): magnesium ion homeostasis
Cellular component (GO): intracellular membrane-bounded organelle
Source: RefSeq, a predicted model, not a curated record